This is a messenger RNA of Clonostachys byssicola, 1683 nucleotides long. NCBI's taxonomy places the organism in Eukaryota, Fungi, Ascomycota, Sordariomycetes, Hypocreales, Bionectriaceae. The record is from the annotation of a GenBank genome assembly.
AUGAGGCUACUCAAUGCUCAUACGCUCAAGCUGGAGCUCUUCCACGACCCGGAUGCACAGAACGUUAAAUAUGCCACGCUGUCGCAUACAUGGGGUGAAGAUGAGGUUAGCUUCAGCGACAUGCAAAAUCCUACGGCUGCGGAAAAGAAGUUGGGAUUCGCAAAGAUACGCUCAGCCUGCGAAAUGACGAUCGACUAUGGUCUGAGCUACGUCUGGGUGGACACUUGCUGUAUAGACAAGUCAUCUAGUGCAGAGCUCUCUGAGGCCAUCAACUCCAUGUUCCGCUGGUAUAAGAAUUCGGCUUUCUGCUUCGCUCAUCUUUCUGAUCUACGACCAGAUCAGACUGCUGGGCAAUCUGUUGACAAAUCUGCUCUUGAGAAUUGCAGAUGGUUCACUAGAGGGUGGACUUUACAGGAGCUCAUCGCUCCGAAGGAUUUGGUCUUUUUUGACCAAAAUUGGAAACGUAUCGGAACCAAAAAUGAUCUCAAAGGAGUGAUCCAGGAUAUCACAUGCAUUAAUCACCAGAUACUGGAUGGAUCAUGCCCUCUUUCAUCCGUCGCAAUUGCGAAACGAAUGUCCUGGGCCUCCAAUCGGGAGACAACCCGCGUUGAAGACGAGGCCUAUUCUCUCCUGGGAAUUUUCGAUAUAAACAUGUCGAUGAUAUAUGGCGAAGGGCCUAGAGCCUUCAUUCGGCUACAGGAAGAAAUUCUGCGCAUGACGACUGAUUUAUCCAUAUUCGCAUGGCGGACCCCCAACCCUGACCCUUUGUAUGGCUUACAUACAUUUCGAGGUCCUCGCGGUGAGCCUUACCGAGGCAUAUUUGCAGAAUCUGCCGCCGAGUUUCGGUCCUGUGGCUUUAUCGAACUUAAUAAAGAUCAAUUCCAAUUUCGUGGCGAAAUCAGUCUCACAAACAGAGGGGUAAAGAUCCAUACAGCGAUAACUCAUCUUGACGAUGACAUGUUCAUGCUGGAUCUACAUUGUUACGAUCUGGCGUCGCAAAAAAAACCAGAACGUUUGUGUAUUUAUUUGAAGAGCGAACUGGACACAUUUUAUCGAGAGUCCCCUUCGCUUCUUUCUACAAGGGUCCCAACGAUUGCGGCUCCCGCCCCUCGCACGAUAUAUCUUGCACGAACCGUGGGUGACAAAUUCCGAGGAACGCUCUCAGAAGCUAUGGAGUUACGAAUCCGUUUCAGCUCUGAUGAAGCCUUAAAGGGAUCUUACGCCGUCGACAACAUGGCUGCUGUUCCGGAACUAUUCUGGGACCAGCCUCAGCUGUGCUUUUCUUUUCCAAGCUUUUCUCACUUCCUGGGUUUUGUGCGUUUCCGUAUCGCUCCGUUCAAGUAUCCCUCCCACCUGAACCGGUCUUUGCUCCUGGUUUGCAAUCUAGUUGAUAGUGCAGAAUUACGCAUCGGUUUUCGCGAGGAACAUGAAUUCCAAAGUAUUUACGAGGGUGGGGAAUGUCGGACGGCUAUUAAUCCCUUUACCAACAUUGAAGACUACGGCCCUCUUGGAGAUCCCUUUAGUCUUAACGCUAUAUGCUCGGGCAAGAGCAGCUCGGCAACAAUUGCCUCAGGCGACUUUUGUCUUCGAGCGGAUCUAGGCAAGUCCAAUACCUCGCACUUUGAAAUCAACGUUCAUAUUGAAGUAAGGGACUUCGGAUCACUUGAUGACAUAUACAAGUAA